This is a messenger RNA of Aspergillus vadensis CBS 113365, 919 nucleotides long. RefSeq names its product cytidine deaminase. The record is from RefSeq and is a predicted model, not a curated record. The transcript has 5 exons. Gene Ontology annotation, molecular function: cytidine deaminase activity; zinc ion binding. NCBI's taxonomy places the organism in Eukaryota, Fungi, Ascomycota, Eurotiomycetes, Eurotiales, Aspergillaceae. Gene Ontology annotation, cellular component: cytosol. The coding region runs from base 256 to 684 and encodes 142 amino acids.
CAUCAUUAUCGUGAGUCACACUGAGACAAGUCAAUUCUUGCGAUAAGAGAGGGGUUGUGGAAACAUGAACAACAACCACAACGGGCGUUUCUUCCGGUCCAGAUGACCUCUUCCCCGCGCAGUAACUACUACUACUUACUACUACUUACUACUACGUCCAUCCGUAUAUCUAUCUACCCGCUACCUGUCAACUUCAUUUGACUUUGAUUCUUGGGAAUAGACCCAUCCAGCCAUCCAGCUAGACAAGGAGAAAACAUGGUUCACGCCGCCGACCAUCUCUCUGCCCAAGAGCUCGAAACGCUCUCCACCAAGGCCAUCGCCGCCAAGGACACCGCAUACUGCCCCUACUCAAAGUUCCGUGUUGGCGCAUGCAUUCUGACCGAGUCGGGCGAAUUCGUGCAAGGCGCCAAUGUUGAAAAUGCCUCUUAUCCCGUUGGAACUUGUGCGGAGCGAGUAGCGUUUGGAAAUGCGAUUGUGGCCGGGCAUCGCAACUUCAAAGCCAUUGCUGUCGCGAGUGACAUCAAACCUCCCGCUUCGCCAUGCGGCAUGUGUAGACAGUUUAUGAGUGAAUUCACCACCUCCGAAUUCCCCAUUUUUAUGUACGACGGCGAGGGGAAUUAUACUCUUACUACAAUGGGAGAGCUCCUGCCGAACUCGUUCGGCCCGAGUGAUUUCACUCAUUGAGCAUUGAAUCAUGUCCCCAUAUUCGAUUUGCUUGAUUACUCGUUGGUUGCUAUUGUGGAGUAAAGCAGGGCGAUUGGCAUGUGUAAGCGGGUGGGUGAUUCUUUCUUUCUUUCAAAGUUGUGUUUGUUGUUGUUGUUGUUGUUGCUGUUGCCUGUUGACGCUGCUGUGCUCGGUGCGUCCGCUGAAAGGCACCGCGGAAAAGGGUGUUUGUUGGUUGGUGGUUGGGUUACCCAGG